AAUUGCCAGCGUUGAUGAAAAUAUAAAAAUAAAACGUUUUCAUUUUCAGCAGAGAGGAAAAAUAAAACCCCUCCAGAAACAAUUACACCUACAUAUCGUAACAUACGGCAAUAUUAACAAAAACAAAGGCAAACAAACAAAAAAAAAUUUAUUAAAUUGACAAAGUUAACUUGGGUAAAUACAUAAAUAAAUAAAUAAAAUGCAAUUAUGAAAUUAAUUGUGUGCAACACAACAAAAGACUGCUGCUACUUGCUUGCUGCGUGCAAACUGUGCCAAUUAAAAUAAAAUCAAAAGAAGGAAAAAUAUAUAUAUAAAAAAAGUGUAAAAAGAAUUAAAUAUAUAAAAAAAAAAUGUCAUGUGCUUUUGAAGUUCAUAACGGAAGUAGAGAACCACAAUAAUGGUGUGGCAGGUUGGUGCCAUAUUAAAGGCGGCUGCAAAUCAUUUUACAACAAAGUGAUGCUGCAACAAAAUACCAUGGCCAUAAAACAACAUAAAAUCACUCAAAGUGUUGAAUAUAUUAAAAUUUGGAAACAUAUCAAGUGGCGAAAAACAAUUUGCAAAAUAAAUUUCAUAAAAACAACAAGAUAAAUAAAAACAUAAUUAAUAAAAACAAAAUACACUGAAAGAAAUACCAAGUGAAUAAAUAGAUAUUUUAAUAUUUCCAACAAAAAACUAAAGAAAAAAUAAAGCAACGCAUGUAUACAAUAAUAAUUAAAUGUUUAACAUUUUAACUAAAAUUCUAAAUUUAAAUUAAAACUUGAAUUUUAAGCAUUUUAAGAAAAAGUUAAUUUUAAACAAAGUGAAGUAAUUUAUUUGUACUUAUUGUAUUUUAUUUAGUUUUUUUUUAAAGAAAAUAUUCUCAAAACAUUUUGUGGUUAACUUUGAAUUACUUAAUUUAAGAGUAGGUGCCAUAUUUUACAUAUCUCUCCAGCUGCCACAUUCUAAUUCUAGCAAAAGACUUGCAAAAUAAUACAAACAAAAAUUUCUUAAAACAAUUUUAGCUUGUUUGCGUAAGAUAACAAAAGCAACCACCGAUAUUUUAAGGUUCUUAUGAUUCUUAAAGGAUUUCUGAAGAAAAUAAUUUAAUAGAGAAAAAACUAUGACAAUAGCUAAGAAAACAAAUGUUUUGAGCAACACCAUUGAAAGUGAAAUUUUCGUUAAAACCUUAAAUAAUAAUAAAAACAACAAUACCAUGGCUCUUUUAACUAAUAGCCGCAGCAGCAGCAACAAUAUCAAUGACAAUAUUUUGGCCAAUGGCUGGAGUUUGGGAAAUGGCAGCAACAAUAAUAAUCAUGAGAAUGAUGAUGAUGAUGGUAUCUGGAAGUCUACAAAAUUGCCGGUGGCAUCCUCUAUAAAAAAUCGCCACAAAUAUGACAAACUAUUGCCAAAUACCACAAAGUGUACAAGGGUAAAUAAAACCAAUGGAGCUCAUGAUAAUGAUGCUGAUGCUAAUGAAAAAAAUAUUCAAAAUGGUACAAAUACUAAUAGCAGACAUAGUAGUAGUAGUGGCAGUAGUUGCAGUGAAGAGGCAAGUGCAAGUUUAACUAACAUAACAUGGCCAGCAGCAGCGGCUUUAGCAACAAAAUUAUCGCCAUUAGCAUCUUUAUCAACGACCGCAACAUCAAAACCUACAGCUGCAUUACAAAGAGAAAAUGUUAAAAAUGUCCGAACAAGCCGGCAUAUGAAACACAAACAACAGCCAUAUGAUGCCAAUAAUCCACAACUUGCAGCAGCAGCAACAACUACUACUACAAGCAACAUAUACCCAAAUAGCAGCAGUAGUAGUAGUGGGAAUGGCAGUGGCAGUUUUACUGCCACAACCACUAAUAAUCAUCAUCACAGCGCACAAAAAUUGCUAAAACUCCCGCAUAACAAUAAACUCAAUAGCACUAGCACUAGUAGCAGUUGUAGUAGCAGUAAUUCCAGCAGCAACAACAAUAAUAUGCAUUUUAAUAAUAGCAAAUAUUUUGGUAAUGUAUAUAAUGAUGGCUCUAACCAAAGUUCAAAAACAUCAACAACUACAACAGCUAGUUUAACAUCCUGCCACAAUACUCCACCCUCUAAAACAUUAACAACAGCAUCAUCACCCUAUUCACCCUACAGCUCUUCAUUGUCCUCGGCAACAUCCUGCUCAUCAUUGAAUUCGGCAACAACAGCUUUAUUGGCAACCACACCAACGACACAACAACAACAAAAUUCAAUAACGUUUGGCGGCUUAUUAAGGCAACAGCAUCAGCCUCUAUUAGCCACAUCAUCAAACAUAUCAGGAUCAAUGGAAUUGCCAACAGGAGCAACAGCAACUACAACUACAACAUCAGCGGCCACAACAUUAUCCUACAACAAUUCGAACAACUAUGAAGCUGUCAAUAAUGUACAUAACACAUCUAAUACAAAUUCCACAAAUUUAUAUACAAACUCUAACCACCACCAGCCACCCUCCUCCAACAGCUCCUCCAACUCUUCUUUGUAUAAUAAUCAAUAUUUACGUCAAUCACUGCUGCCCUCGACAUCGGCUGCAUCAUCAUCCUCCUCCUCCUCCACCACAUCAUCUUCAACCAGUCCAAAUUGUAAUUGUUGCAGUAAUUUAAUUGCCCGUUGCUGUUUUGGUUUGCCACAUCUUAAAGCCAUUAAUGUGCGACGUUGCGUUUUGGCUUUAUUCGCCAUUACCGUUGUAACCAUAUUCUAUUAUACCCACUACAUGGAUACAGGCGUUUUUGUGGGUUUAAUACAACGUGAUACGAGACCCACACCAAUUAUCAAUUGUCGCAUGGGCAGUGGGAAACACACGAGAAAUGUAUCGCCAGCACCUGAUCAUCGUACAGAGGCACGUUUACGCAUCGAUCCGAAAGUGUUGGUAUUUGUGGAGACAACGUAUUCAGGAUUGGGACGUGAUAUUGCAGAAUUACUUGUUUACAAUAGAAUAAAGUACAAAAUCGAAGUGGCCGGCAAGAGUCUUCCCUCCUUAACCAAUUUGGAUAAGGGUCGUUAUGGCGUUAUAGUCUUUGAAAACCUCGAUAAAUAUCUGCACAUGGACAAAUGGAAUCGUGAACUAUUGGACAAAUAUUGCCGCGAAUAUUCAGUGGGCAUUGUCGGUUUUGUAAGCCCGAGUGAAGAGACACUGGUGGCCGCACAACUCAAAGGAUUUCCCCUCUUUGUACAUACAAAUCUAAGACUACGAGAUGCCAGUUUAAAUCCUGCUUCGCCGGUUUUGCGUUUAACCAGAGCUGGUGAAACAGCUUGGGGUGCCUUACCCGGUGAUGAUUGGACGGUUUUCCAACAUAAUCAUUCCACCUAUGAGCCCGUCGAAUGGGCCCAGCGUAACAGUCAGGAUUAUCCUUCAGAUGCGGGAGGACAAGUCCAUCUGCCUUUAUCCACCGUGCUACAAGAUCAUGGCCAGUAUGAUGGCAUAAAGCGUAUAUUCUUUGGCAGUAGUUUGAAAUUUUGGCUGCAUCGCUUGCUGUUUCUGGAUGCCCUGUCCUAUUUGAGUCAUGGCCAAUUGAGCUUGAAUUUGGAGCGCAUGAUUUUGGUGGAUAUUGAUGAUAUAUUUGUGGGUGAAAAGGGUACUAGGCUAAGGCCGGACGAUGUUAGGGCUUUAGUGGCCACACAAAAGAUAAUUGCUGGCAUGGUGCCUGGCUUCCGUUUCAAUUUAGGCUUCUCAGGGAAAUACUAUCAUCAUGGCACUAGAGAGGAAAAUCUGGGCGAUGAUUUUCUGCUGCAAAAUGUACAGGAAUUCAAUUGGUUUUCGCACAUGUGGAAACAUCAGCAACCGCAUUUGUACGAUAAUGUCACACUGCUCAUGUCGGAGAUGCAACUUAAUCAUGCCUUUGCCGUGGAACACAGCAUACCCACGGACUCGGGUUACUCCAUAUCGCCACAUCAUUCAGGUGUCUAUCCCGCCCAUGAAAUUUUAUAUGAAGCCUGGAAGAAGGUUUGGCACAUUAAGGUCACCUCAACAGAGGAAUAUCCUCAUUUGAGGCCGGCUCGCUUAAGAAGAGGUUUCAUACAUCGCAAUAUAAUGGUGCUGCCGCGUCAAACCUGUGGCCUCUUCACCCACACCAUGUACAUAGAUCGUUACCCUGGUGGCCGUGAUAAACUGGAUGAAUCUAUACAGGGCGGUGAACUGUUUCAGACUAUAGUCUAUAAUCCUAUUAAUAUCUUUAUGACUCACAUGUCUAACUAUGGUUCCGACCGUUUGGCCCUGUACACCUUCCAGUCGGUCAUUAAAUUUCUACAAUGUUGGACCAAUCUGAAGUUGGCCUCAGCUCCGCCCAUCCAAUUGGCCGAAAUGUACUUUCGCCUGCAUCCCGAAGAGGUUGAUCCCAUUUGGGGCAAUCCCUGUGAUGAUCCCAGACAUCGUAAGAUCUGGUCCAAGACCAAAAGUUGUGACUCCCUGCCAAAAUUCUUGGUUAUUGGACCUCAAAAGACCGGCACCACCGCUUUGUAUACAUUCCUGUCGAUGCACUCGGGCAUUGUUAGCAACAUACCCAGUCCGGAUACUUACGAAGAGGUACAAUUCUUCAAUGGCAACAAUUACUAUAAAGGCUUAGAUUGGUAUAUGGAUUUCUUUCCCGCCGAAGUGAAUACCACUGUAGCACCCAAUUCCAGUCCACGUUACAUCUUCGAAAAGAGUGCCACCUAUUUCGAUGGUGAAAUGGUGCCGAAGAGGGCACAUUCUCUACUGCCACAUUCGAAAAUCGUAACGAUCUUAAUAUCACCGGCCAAAAGAGCUUAUUCGUGGUAUCAGCAUCAGAGGGCCCAUGGUGAUACUAUUGCAAAUAACUAUAGUUUUUAUCAGGUCAUAACGGCAUCUGAUUCGGCACCAAAAUCACUCAGGGAUUUACGUAAUCGUUGCCUUAAUCCUGGUAAAUACGCACAACACUUGGAACGCUGGCUCUCGUAUUAUCCUGCCCAACAGUUGCACCUCAUUGAUGGUGAGCAAUUGCGUCUCAAUCCAGUGGAUGUGAUGAAUGACCUGCAACGUUUUUUGAAAAUACAACCGGCCUUUGACUACUCCAAUCAAUUGCGUUACGAUGUGAAGAAGGGUUUCUUUUGUCAGGUGGUGAACGAGAAACGCAAUAAAUGUUUGGGCAAAUCAAAGGGUCGUCAAUAUCCGCCCAUGGAUGAACGUAGUGCUAAAUUGUUACAAAGAUAUUAUUUAAGUCAUAAUACAGCUUUAGUGAAACUUUUAAAGAAACUCGGAGCACGUCCUAUUCCACAGUGGCUUAAAGAUGACCUGUCAACGAGUACGUGAUAGCAGCAGCACAAGUUACGUAAAUUGCGUGCAAGAUUAAGAAAACAAUUGCAACGAUUGUUAAUCUUUAAGCCAACAUUACAACUACAAACACUUCAAGAAAUUCAUCAACAAAAGUCACACAAUCACCACAGCAACAUAAACCGCUACCACUACCAGCAUCAUCAUCAUCAUACCGACAAACAUGAGCACGAGCCAGCAAUUCAACAGCAGCAGGAACUGUCAAAUAAUCAUCAUCUUCAUCAUCAGCAACAACAGCAACAACUUUACGAGCAGCAGCAACAGCAUUUCAAUACAAAAACGGAAUUUCAACAACAGCAGCAACAGCAACCUGAAAAGCAUACUAAUGACUUAUUGUCGCCGGAGCAGCAGCAGCAGCAACCACCAGCAGCUCCUCCUCUACCAGGUUUAUUGAAUAAAAUGACAAUGUCUAUGAUGAUGAUGUUGCCAAUACAUUUACAUACACCUUCACCACCAACAACAGCAACAACGUCCUCCCCACCUGCUGCACCUUCAUCUCUACAACAUGAAACUGUAUUUUAUCGAAGACAUCACAACAAAAUCAACAAAUAUAAUACAGGAUAUACAACAUUAUUUUAGCAGGAAUUAUAGAUAGAAAUGUACAUCUACAAACAAAAAAGAAACUAAACUGUCAGUUUUCAAAAAUGUCAAAAGAAAAAUUCCCAUGUAAAUCACUCGAAACUGUCCGCAAAUAUCGAACAACCAUUUGUUAUCUAGAAAUUAUAAAGAAAACAACAGGAGAUUAAAUAUUAUGUAAAUCGAUUCUAAAGAAUAAAUAAUGUAUAAAGCAAACAAAUUCAAAUGAUUUUCUUAGCAAAUCGAAUUUUUUGGCUGAAAUUCUUACAUUUUUGUGUUAAAUUCUGGCAAGAGGUUCUAUAAUAAUUUACAAUUUUAAAAUCAUUUUAUUUAAUUAAAUAACAACCAUUUUCUUUAUAUCUCUUUGUCUUUCUUCAUAACAUUUUAUUAACUUUUAUAAUAUUUGUUCUUUGUGUGAAAACUGAAAAAUUUAAAACAAAUUUGUUAAUCUUUUAUAAAAUUUUAAAACAAUUUUAAUAUAACUAUUUUAUAAUUUAGAACAUUUUCAUAAAAUUACCCUUAAACUUUGUCGACAUUUUACUUUAACCCUUAAAGCUACAUUUACAAUGACAGAGUCACUCCUCUCUGUACUCCAGUAAAAAAUGUUAACUGUUGUAAACAUAGAGAAAUACACAUAGAGUAGAAACUAGAAAAAAAAAACUCAAACAAAAAAAAAUACUCAAAAAAUUACACAUACGAGUGUUGUUUUUGUUUCCACAUAGUUUUGUUUGCUAAUAAAUUCUCACCACAUAGGUUUUUGACAAUUGAGUUAGGUUUUUGAUAGGAGAGUUUCCGAUCUAUGUUUCAAAAUACAGAAUGAAAUUGUAAAAAAACAAUUGAAACUUAAAAUUUUAAUUUUAUUAUUUUAAAAAUUUGCACAUGUUCUCUGAAAUUUUCUGACCCACAAUUAAAAAAUUAGAACAAAUAAUAUGACACUCCAGCACAACUGAAUUACAUACUCCUUCUUAUAUGUGUCCAUACUGACUCCAAUAUGUGUGCCACCCAAAGAACUUAUGAAAGUAUGAAUCUGUCCAUAUUAAAAGAAACACGCUUUUCCAAAUACCCCUCAAUUUACUUCCAGUCCGCCAUAAAAACACUUUGUCUCUUCAGCUCUAUAAAAUCAAUUUGCUGAAAAAAUCAUAAUUUUUUCCACAAAAACAUAAUCAAAAUUUUUAUUUUAUUUUGUAACUAAAAAAAAUGUAGUAUUUUUUCCAAAUAUUUUGAAUUUUCUUGACAAAAUUUGUCAUUUAAUAAUUAACAUAAGUCACGUUAAUGAUAACAUGUUAACACCAGAGUUAAAAUCAUAGAGAAACAUAGAGCGGAAACUAGAAAAAAACUCAAACAAAAACGAGUAUUGUUUUUGUUUUCACAUAGUUUUCUCACAUUCUCAUCACUUAGGUUUUUCACAACUGAGUUAGGUCUUUGACAGGAGAGUUUCCGCUCUAUGUCUGUUCUCUGUGGUUAAAAUCAUAAAGAAUUAUACAUAGAGACAACAAAUAGAAGAAAAAUACAACAAAUCAUAUGUCUGAUACAACACCAAAAUACAUUGACUAGCAUGUAUUUUGUUGUUGCAAGAGUUAGGUUUUUGACAAUUACGUCUCGACUUACUUCUAUGUUACUCUAUGGCUAAAAUCAUAGAUAAAUACACAUAGAUCGGAAACUCUUUAUUCAAAGACCUAACUCUAAUGUCAAAAACCUAAGUGGUGAGAAUGUAUUAGUAAUUAAAACUAUGUAAAAACAAAAACAACACUCGAUAUGAGAUAAUUUGAAGAAAAUUUUUUGUUUGAGUUUUUUUCUAGUUUCAGCUCUCUAUGGUUAAAAUAAUCUACACUCUGGAUUAGAAAUUGUUCAAUUCUGGAGUUGCAUACAAAAUAUAGCAAAAUUUUAAAUCAAAUAAAUACAAAAGAGAAAGAAAUCUAAUUUGCUGCAGAGUAAUCCAUCAUUGCAAAGGUAGCUUCUUAAAUGAUUGUUAGGAAAUUAAAUAAAUAUUUUUAUUAAUUUUUUUAUUAUUCUGUUUAAAUAUAAGUAAAGUUUUUUUAAAUAAAUUCAAACCAAAAUUUAAUGUAAUUUUAAAAAAGGGUGUUAGUUUCAAAAAAAAACCUUAAAAUAUUAAAUUCAAGGUUGGCUACCGAUUCGAAACGGUUAAAAGCUAACGGUUUUAAUGUUUUAUCUGUAACGGUUAUGUCGGCAACGCUAUUUGCUGUUAUUUCGGUAAUGGUAUUUUGAUGAUAAUGCUAAUUUCAUACUGAAUUUAAUUACACUGUGCGACAAAACCAAAUACCUGGAAAAUGUUACUAUUUCACUGGUAUGUUUUGUCUACACCAUUUCCAAUUGAAUUUCAGAAAAUUCCAAUUCAAUUUCAAAAUUAAAUUUCAGAAAUUCCUAAUUAUAUUUCAGAAUUUUGUAAUUCUAUUUCAUAAUUUUCGAAUUGUAUUUCAGAAAAUUCCAUUUGUAUUUCAGAAUUGUUUAUUUAUACUUAAAAAGUUUCUAAUUGAAUUUCAGAAUUUUCCAAUUAUAUUUUAGAAUUUUCAAUUCGUAUUUCCCAAUUUUCUAUUUGUAUUUCAGAAAUUUCCAUUGGCAUUGCUAAAAGAAUUUUUUGAAAUACAAACGGAAAUUUCUGAAAUACGAAUGGAAAAUUCUGAAAAACAAAUGGAAAAUUCUGAAAUAUAAUUGGAAUAUUCUGAAAUUCAAUUGCAAAUUUAUGAAAUAUUUAAUAGAACUUUCUGAAAUACAAUAAGAAACUUCUCAAAUAUAAUUGGAAAUGGUUUAGUACAACAAGCUGUAACACAUAUUGUUUGCUUCAUUUCCCAGCAAAAACUUGGUAAUAACUUACAAUUACUCAAUUGCUUACUUUUCAAUGACUACUAAAUACCAUCUGCAUUACAUUGAAGUGGUCUUAUAAUGAUGUAUUUAUUAUCUAUUAUAUAACUGCUUAUUUUCGUAUAGUCGAGCUUAUGCAUAUUCUGAUUUACUGCUACGGCUUGUGGCAAUAAGUUAAUAACCGUGUUAAAAUAAUUAAUCUCUUAACCAUUAAAUUAAUAUAUUUCAAAUGUGUUGAAUUCAUUCCAUUAAUAAUUCAAUUCUUUUACAAUUAAGUUGUUAUUGAAUCAUUAAAAUUUUCUUGAAUUCAAAUCUAUUAAAUUUUUCCUCAAUUCAAAACUUUUACAAAAAGGCUUAAGUCAAUUUUUAAAUGAUUAAAAGCAAAAUAAAAUCAAAACUGACAGAAGAAAACAAAAUAUUUAAAUUCAAUUUGUAUUAGAUUUGAAUUAACAAAAAUUUUAUCAUUCUGUUCUUAACUAAUUUCAUUAUUAUUAUUAUUUUGAUAUUCAACGAUGAAUUCAACGAUUUUGAAUGAAGCUAAAGAAUGACAUGUUGGGAAUAGAUUUAUGGAACGUACGACUAACAUUUUUUUAAUUACAAAUUAGGAUUUUAGUGAAUUGAAUUCCAAAUGCAGUAUGUUACUUCACCUAAAACAAUUAAUGUAAUAUAAUCUUAAAAUGAAAUUCAUCCAAUUAAAUUUUUACAUCGAUUUGGCUUUAAUGAGUCAUUAGUGAUAGCUGCCAUAUAAGGUGCACUUCCGAAUCUUUUAAAAAUUUCGGUAAAUAAAAUUUACAAAUAAAAUUUUACAUGAAUAAUUUUCAUAUAUCGAUGGCUUAAUAUAAAAAAGGCGUAACUCGAUUUUUUGUUACUUUACAGGAGAAGGAAAAAACUUAACAAAAUCCAUACUAUUUUAGAUACAAAAAAAGUUUUAAUGCAAUUUUUAAUAAGAAGAAACAUCUCAUUUUAUUUCUCAUUUAAAAUAAGUUUUUUUUUUUAUUUUAAUGAAGUUAUUUAUAUAACCCUUUUUUUCAUUGAAAUUUUUGCCUUUUUUAUAUUAAGCCAUCGAUAUAAAUAAACAUAAAACAUGCCAUCUUAUUUUGUGACGAUCAGUUCAUAAUUAGUCAUAGCUGCAAUAUAAGGAGAACUUCCGAAAAUCACAUAAAAUACAUUAAAAAUGUCGGUAUCUAAAUAAUAUUCAACACAAAUAAGUUUCAUACCAUACACAGAAUUAAUGUCACUUAAAAUAAUGACGACAAACUCGAAAAAAAAAUGGUUACGUUGAAAUGAAAGCAGUUACUUUCUUUUCUGUUUUAGCUUAAUGCUGCUACAACAUUUAGUCUAGUUUCAAAUUUUAUUAGUGCAGAAGUUUUCAAGAUCCUUUAAGAGCUCUCAAUAGCUUACAAAUUCAUAUAAUCCUCCAUUUUCUUUUUCGGAUAUAUCCGCAAGAAGCAAUGGUCAUGGCAUCGCAUCUACAAUAGCUGCAUAUCAAGAUAAAUCUUUAGGGAGUGGGAAACUUAAUAAUUUUCUAUUUAUUGUUCUGGAAUUAUUGGGUUUUAGUAGAGAUAUUUUUCUUACUAUUCUCAUCCACUGGGCGAUCUGAUUCUUACCUGACAGACCAAUAUUUUAAAGCCCAAUGUGUUGCAAUCAGGUUUUGAGAAAUCUGAAAUGCUAAAUCAAUAUUUGUAAUGUCAGUAUUUCGCCCGUGACUCAAAUAGUCUGGACAAAUUAACCCUACUUAUUUCUUUACGCAUAUCUAGCAACGACUAAAUCAUUCGUAGAUGAACUCAAAUUGAGACAAUAUGUAUUAGCUAAACUAAAACGUCCUAGCAGAGAAAAUGUUUAUAAACAUGGACUUCCUAUCGAAAUCUCCUCACCUAAGCAGAAAAUCAGCUUCUUCCAUGCAGAGAAAAUAAUCAGAUAAUUUGGAGAAAUUCAGCUUGAAUAAAUAUCUCGAUACACUAUGUAUAGUUGCUGAACUGAAAUAAAAUUUUUAAAAGCUUCCAUAAUCCUAUUUUAACACCAGAUUCUAAACUUUGUAGACCAAUGGAAAAAACGUUUAUAAUGUUCCCAUGAACAUGAAUACGAGAUAAGCAAGUACUGAUUCACACAAGUCAAGUUUACUUGAGCAAGUCUUGAGUAUAUAAGACAGGAAAUUCCUCUGUCUUCUAUAAACUCAAGACUCAAGAGCACCAAGAUAUAUUACAUUGGUCAUUAUCUUGACUGACGAUCUGCAGUAAAUUACUAUUUUUCUUUCUGACAUCGAUAUAAUUCAUUGUUAUAUUUGUGAUCUUUUAAAACAAAUUUUAUAUUGAAUCUGAGCUAGCAUUGUUCGUUAAAGUGUUAAAAUAUUAUCCGUUUACCAUUAAAAAAUUAAGUUCAUACGUCCAAAAUUGUCUAAAACAAUUCAAUAUUGUCAAACACCCAUUAUAUCAAUACUCCAUUGAACACACAUUGAAUUUUGCCAUGAUCGUAAACGAACUGAAAAAUUCCGCAGGAAUUGAUAACAAAAAUUGAGUAAAUAUCAUUUCCACAAAAAAAAAAACAGAUUUUUCAUACAAAACAAUUAAUAUUCUCGUGCAUUCAUCUAAUAAACAUGCCAACACUUACACCACACACUUAAACAAUAAAAUGUAGAAUAUUAUUAAAAGAAAACUAAAAUAAAUAUAAAUAAAUGCAUAUAAAUAAAUAUAAAAAGUAGAAUUAAUUUAGUUUUAACAACUGCCUCAUUAAAUUUCCCUGUGUUUAUCUCGCUAAAUGUCCUCUAGCUCCCCCCCACUCUUUCUCUAUCACUCUCUAUCUAUGUAACACUUAGACUCACUUUCUCUUCCUUUCACACUCCUUGAGCAUCUUUGUGUAAAAAAAAGUAAACAAAACAUAGAAAUAACUGUAAUUAUAAAUGUGUAUGUAUGAAGAAUGUAUGUGUACAAAAACAAAAACCACACUAUAUACAACAACUACUAAUAUUUUAAUGGAGAAUUGUAAGUACGAAAACAAAACAAAAACAAAAA
This is a messenger RNA of Calliphora vicina (urban bluebottle blowfly), 11676 nucleotides long. It is a transcript of the gene sfl, whose product is annotated as N-deacetylase and N-sulfotransferase sfl. Lineage: Eukaryota; Metazoa; Arthropoda; Insecta; Diptera; Calliphoridae. The record is from RefSeq and is a predicted model, not a curated record. Gene Ontology annotation, cellular component: Golgi apparatus. Bases 1100 to 5251 code for a protein of 1383 amino acids. The transcript has 5 exons. Gene Ontology annotation, molecular function: deacetylase activity; heparan sulfate N-sulfotransferase activity.